UUUCCGGAAGACGUGGCUGUUGCUGCAGUGGCAGCUGUCAAACCAAACUCCUCCAACAGCAGCUACUUAAACAUUCUCUCUUCUUCUCUCACCCCUUCGCCAGUUCGCCCGGCUUCAAGAUGAUUUCGCUAACGGACUCGCAAAAGAUUGGAAUGGGAUUAACAGGCUUCGGCGUGUUUUUCCUCUUCUUCGGGAUGAUCCUGUUCUUUGACAAAGCACUGCUGGCUAUCGGAAACAUCCUGUUUGUUGCUGGGCUUUCCUUCGUCAUUGGGUUAGAGAGGACCUUCCGCUUCUUCUUCCAGAAGCACAAGAUGAAGGCGACCAGUUUCUUCCUGGGAGGUGUGCUUGUGGUGCUUAUUGGCUGGCCUAUUGUCGGGGUCGUGCUGGAGUUCUAUGGCUUCUUUCUGUUGUUCAGGGGUUUCUUCCCAGUUGUAGUCGGCUUCAUCAGAAGAAUACCUGUCCUCGGCUCCAUCCUAAAUCUGCCGUUCAUCAGUGCAUAUGUGGACAAAGCUGGCGAGAGCAACACCAUGGUAUAACAGUGACUUUUUGUACCCACUGAAGGCUGUUUGAGUGCAGCAGGUUUUAUACAGCAACACAAUCUCCCAUCGGGCUGAUUUAAAACAACUAAGGUCAUAUGUUCAGAUUCCUCCCUCCUCCAGCAGCCAAAGACUGCUCUCUGUCUUAUCUGUUAUUUCACUGGUCAGUGCAACCAAUCAAAGGCUCAUCAGCACAUCGCAUCGCCAUUCGGUUACUAAAGGAUGGAGUUACUAAGGUCACUAUAAUAAAUAUUUGAAGCGCUAUUGAUCCCAUCACCGUUGAACGCAUCUAGCAAGAUAAUGGAGGAUAGAAGAUUUCUUCAAAGGCUCAUUGACUCUGUCUACGUGACUUUCUUACUCUGUGGAAGAAACAGACUAAACCACCCCCUCCACAAGGAUGAAAAGUGGACCGACAGCUCUACAUGUUUUCAUUUUUCUGUGCCUGUGCUCUAACUUUAUUUCGACAAAAGCUUUUUAUGUCGUUUUUUUUGUCUUCAACCUUGGGCUCUAUUUUAACGACCUGAACUCAUAGUCUGGAAGUAUUUUGGUUAUGUUCUAAUUCCCUUUUGCUUGUUUCAAGGCAAAAAAAAAAAAAAGGUUGUUGAAAAAGGGUUAUACGUAUACUCUUAAUGAAUUAUGUUUGUGUUUUGGUUGUAAUAUGAAAUAAAUUACAACCAAUAAUAAUCAGAGUGCCAUCUCCCAUUCACUUUAAAAAGCAGGUACACGUGCCUCUUACUUUGUAAUAAGAGAGAGAAUGUUUCUCUACAAAUGUGCAGACUAAAGCUUUCUUCUCUUCUCAAGACAGCAGAGCGCCAACAAUGCACCUGACAACCCCUCGUUUUAUGACAAACUAUCACAUGGGUGCUCAGAUAUGCGUAACUGCAUUUUAAGAAACUAGCAGAGAAAGUUGCCAAUGCACCAGGUGUAAGAUAGAGCCCUAAGUUUCAUUUGUGUGUGUCUUGCAGCUUUUUGAAUACCAAACGUGGCUAUUGUAAUACUUUCCCUUUGUUACAUGUCAUUUCUGUUGUCUAAUGACUGCAUUGGUAUAAAUUAUUUUUUAAAUGAUAA
Molecule: messenger RNA, 1604 nt
Organism: Limanda limanda (common dab)
Lineage: Eukaryota; Metazoa; Chordata; Actinopteri; Pleuronectiformes; Pleuronectidae
Gene: golt1ba
Product: golgi transport 1Ba
Exons: 5
Coding region: 120-536 (138 amino acids)
Biological process (GO): endoplasmic reticulum to Golgi vesicle-mediated transport; retrograde transport, endosome to Golgi
Cellular component (GO): membrane; endoplasmic reticulum
Source: RefSeq, a predicted model, not a curated record